Lottia gigantea (owl limpet) is the source of this 2271-nucleotide messenger RNA. RefSeq lists its product as hypothetical. Gene Ontology annotation, molecular function: calcium ion binding. The coding region runs from base 1 to 1863 and encodes 620 amino acids. NCBI's taxonomy places the organism in Eukaryota, Metazoa, Mollusca, Gastropoda, Lottiidae. The transcript is spliced from 5 exons. The record is from RefSeq and is a predicted model, not a curated record.
AUGGCGCUACUGAUUUAUACCCUAGAACAGUAUAAUAUCAGACAAGGAUCGUCAAUAUUCCGUCAGCAGUUUCUUUAUUAUAAGAAAGCAGCGUUUCGAGAUCGUGCUCGAGAAGAGAUACCACAAGAUAAGUUGACUGACGAAAGAUGUGUUUUUGAUAAAUUAGACAAGAAACAUUCUGGUCGUAUUUCAUGGGAAGAUUUCAUCAACAGUGAAGCUAUUAACAUGCUGAGGAACAGACGCAAGAGAAAGUUAGUGAAGUUAUUGACACAAGCUGAAUUAUUUCGAUGUCGACAGAAAUUUAUGGAGUAUGAUCAUGAUAGAGACGGGGAGAUAACUCGAUUUGAGUCUUUGAAAUCUCAGAUGAAAUCAUACAGUGAUUUAAGUUGUUUUCCAACACCAACUCCCAGUAAACUAUUGUACAGUAAUGAAGAAAUAGGAGGGGUAAUCGAUUGGAUGGAGUUUUUACAAGAUCAAGCCAUAACUGUUAUAGCUUCUAGACGUAAUUCAUUCUGCAAGGAACUACCAAAGAAUGCAUCUGAGUCGCCCAAAAUACCACCUAGGACACCGGAAGUAAUAACACGAAAGAGAACUAACUUUGUAGAUUCUGAAGUCAGAAAUACACUCACUGAAAUAGUUCCAGCUUUGAAUACCGUAACUGUAAUAUCACCAGUUACAUCACGAUCAGCAAGCCCAGUUCCAAUUGGAACAGUAGAUGUUAAAUCAGACACUCCAGCACAAACAGCACAAACAGCUCAUUCCAAUGAUUCUAAGGUAUCGAUUACUUAUGACCAGACCUUAGACGUACCUCCUCCUGUACUGUUGCGGUCUGGACGUAGUAAAUCAGCCAUUGUGAGAUCUCGAGCAGAAAAGUCUCCAAACUUUUCCAAACCAGUCGUGAGAUUAAACACAACAAAGUCUGUAGACGAGUCAGCUGUUGAAACUAAUGUUUCGAAUGGACAUUUGAUAAAAUCGCCUAAUAUCAAUCUGGUGGAAGAAUCAGCACCACAACUUCUUCAACUUAAACACACUUCUGUCUGUGAGUCCAAUACUGAAAAUUCCCGUGACCAAAACGGAGGAGUGACAAACGAUAUUAAUGAAAGCACAGCCAUAUUGCCAGAAACACCUGAAAUUACACUGGACUCUGUCCCCAACACAGACCCCAAAGACUCUACUGAAACGGUCGAGAAUAAUUCCGAUGAUGGCGAAAGCAUUCAAAGGCGUUCAGUGGAAGGAGAGGUAGAUGUCGUUCGGCGAUUUCCAAAAUCUGCUAGGAACCACACAAUAUCAAUGUACAUUUAUGAAAGUAACCGAAAUACGUUUGGCAACGAAAUUCGUUCAAUUCGCAGACCUGUUUCUGUAGUUGGUUUCAAAAUGGAGCCGACAGAAACCGUUUCCAGGCUGUCUAUGAAUCUCCGACGACCAGCAUCUUCACCACAUCACAGUAUAUUACCCAUUAUACGAAAAGAAAUCAAGAAUAAUGGACUUCCUCCAAAAGAGCUGCCUAAGUCUUCUAACAAAGACCAAGAGAAAACGCCAAAACGUUCAAAUAAAGAAAAUGCGCCGCCAGCGAAAAUGGAAAGCCCACGAACAUCUGUGUCUAAAUUACCAUCACCACUAAAACAAAGUUCAGAUAUAUCAAUUAAAGAAUAUGACGUAGAAAGGCGCGGGAAAAAACGCUUGAAUGAUGACAUCGUCGAUUCAAAAUGUGGCGGGAAAUACAGAGCAUCUGAUAGCGAGGUUUUGAAAGCUGAGAAAGUGUCUAAAACAAACCGCUCACAAACUACGUCACUGUUUGUCACGAGAAAUGAACGUGCUUUGUUGAUAGACCAGAAUGAUAGACGACCUCUGUCUUUGGGAUAAAUGAACUGUAUUUGAUUUCACCAUCGUCAAACUUGUAAUUGAUGUAAUUUCCACGUUAUCUCGAGAAGAAUUGUAGAUUUCUGAGAGUGUCAAUUUUGGUGGUUAUAAUAUUUUUGUAAAUAGUUUUCUUGUCACAGCUAUGCAAAUUAUCGUGACAUCAACUUUUCAUUGCGAAGAAGGACAUUUGUGUCUUGGGAUUUUUUGCAUGUCUUAAUUAUGUUACAUGUAUUAAAUAUAUAAAUAUAUUAUUUAUAUAUAAACUUUUGAAAUAACCUUUUUAGAUAAAAAGCCAUUUUUGCGUCGUUCAUUUUUCUAGUCGACAAAUACCUGCGAUGUAUUGAACGCUUUAGGCUACAUUUGUAUUUGUAUUAUGUAUUAUUUGAAUAAUUGCAUUAAAUUGUACCAUAU